AUGACAUCCUAUUUUAUGGAGAAGCUCGGGCAGCACGGCAAAGGGAGCAUGGCGCCAGAAGAGUGUGUAUUUUGUGAUAUUGUAGCACGACGGCAGCAAGCAUUCAUUGUUUACGAGGAUGCCUCGACGAUGGCGUUCUUGGAUGUUUUGCCCAUUCGGCCAGUCAUCCCUAAGAUGCACGUCGCACACAUCACGCAACUGGAAUCUGUACAGGCAGCCGAUCUUAUGCAAAGUAUUGUACGGGUUGCGCGGGCUAUGGAGAAGGCCUUUCGCAUGCCAGGCUUGCAGGUCGGUGGUAAUCAAGUCUAUGGCCAAGUUGUCGAUCAUGUGCAUUUCCAUAUUGUCCCUGCACCACCGGAGUCAUCAUCGCCGCUAUAUAAAUGGAAACGCGAGCCUCCCAAAAUGGUGAUUCCGGGGCAUCGCGAUCAGUUAAGCGAUGAAGAAGGCGAGGAACUGUGUGCGCUCUUGCGUAACGCAGUACAACCAUCUUCGCAUUUGUAA
Molecule: messenger RNA, 501 nt
Organism: Malassezia vespertilionis
Lineage: Eukaryota; Fungi; Basidiomycota; Malasseziomycetes; Malasseziales; Malasseziaceae
Exons: 4
Coding region: 1-501 (166 amino acids)
Biological process (GO): nucleotide metabolic process
Molecular function (GO): catalytic activity
Source: RefSeq, a predicted model, not a curated record